UGACAGGCAUCACUGAUGGGCACUGAAAGUCAGCACUGAUGGGCACUGAAAGUCAGCACUGAUAGGGGCACUGAAAUCAGCAUUGAUAGGUGGCACUGAUUGGCAUUGAUAGGUGGACACUGAUGGGCAGCUCAGAUGGGCACUGAAUGUGGCAUUGAUGUGCACUGAUGUGCACUGAUAUGUGGCAUUGAUGUGGCACUGGCACGAGGCACUGAUGGACACUGACAGGUGGCACUUCUGGGGCCACACUGAUCAUCAGGGCACACUGAUCAUCAGUACUCUGAUGAUCUCUGUCAGCGUGACAGCUCAAGAGAAGAGAAAUGCAGAUAACCGGCAUAUACCUGUUUACAUGUGAUCAGCUGUGAUUGGACACAGCUGAUCACAUGA
Molecule: messenger RNA, 387 nt
Organism: Staurois parvus
Lineage: Eukaryota; Metazoa; Chordata; Amphibia; Anura; Ranidae
Source: the annotation of a GenBank genome assembly